Molecule: messenger RNA, 1475 nt
Organism: Nelumbo nucifera (sacred lotus)
Lineage: Eukaryota; Viridiplantae; Streptophyta; Magnoliopsida; Proteales; Nelumbonaceae
Product: hypersensitive-induced response protein 4-like
Source: RefSeq, a predicted model, not a curated record
AAAAAUCUGCUUUACCUUUUCUCCUGCAACUCCAUUCACGUUUACUUAGAAUUAAUUCUGGUCUAUGCAAGUUGAUUCAGAAAAUUUGUUUUGAGGCUUUGAGCCUCGUUUGCCUACCGACUCGCAAAAAAAGAGACAUCCGACCAUUCAUCUUCAACUACGUGGAGGCCAUGGCGUUUCGAUGGUACCAUCAGUCUAUGUCUAUCACCAACCACCUUCCCUCUCUGUUGUCCAUUUCCAUUUCUUCUCAACUGUCGAAUUGGUAUCAGAGGUAUAGUCAGAUUUCGCAUCUGAUCAUGUGUAACCUUAUUUUGUCUAACGUCAGCUCGAGACUUCACAAAAGGAAGCACUCUGUCUGUUUCGUUUUCGCGGUUUCCUCUCUCGAUUGAAGAGAGAUAAGUCGAAGGAAGAAGAAGAAGCAAAAUAAUUUUGUAAGAGUAAAGAUGGGGAAUAUAUUAACGUGUAUAGAUCAGGCGAGCAUAGGGGUGGUGGAGAGAUGGGGGCGUUUCGAGAGAUUAGCAACUCCUGGCUUCCACUUCUUCAACCCUUUUGCCGGUGAAUGGCUCGCUGGCGUUCUGUCCACCAGGGUCUGUUCUCUCGAUGUCCGCAUCGAGACCAAGACCAAGGAUAAUGUCUUUGUGCAAUUGCUCUGCUCAAUUCAAUACAGGAUAAUCAAAGAAAAUGCUGAUGAUGCAUUCUAUGAGUUGCAAAACCCUCAAGAACAGAUUCAGGCUUAUGUGUUUGAUGUGGUCCGAGCUCUUGUUCCCAGAAUGACAUUAGAUGAGCUCUUUGAACAAAAGGGUAGCAUUGCAGAAGCUGUAUUGGAGGAACUUGAGAAGGUGAUGCGGGAAUAUGGAUAUAGCAUAGAGCACAUAUUGAUGGUUGAUAUUAUACCUGAUGCCUCAGUGCGUGAAGCCAUGAACGAGAUAAAUGCAGCUCAAAGGCUUCAGCUUGCUAGCGUCUACAAAGGGGAGGCAGAAAAGGUGCUCCAAGUGAAGAGAGCUGAGGCAGAUGCAGAGACUAAGUACCUUGGAGGGGUUGGGGUGGCUCGGCAGCGGCAAGCUAUUACGGAAGGACUGAGAGACAACAUUUUGAACUUCUCUCACAUGGUGGAGGGCACAUCAGCAAGGGAGGUGAUGGAUCUUAUCAUGAUAACACAGUAUUUUGACACGAUCAAAGAACUUGGGAACUCAUCAAAGAACACUACUGUGUUCAUACCACAUGGCCCUGGUCAUGUCAGGGACAUCGGGGACCAGAUACGCAAUGGGCUGAUGGAAGCAGCUAGUUCCAGUGUCCAAUGAUUUUGAUUGCUCUAUCAGCUUCCUAUUAUGCCGUUCUAACAUUUUCACUUGCCACUUGCACCAUUUCUGGUUGUGAAGAAAAUGAGAAAAAAGAAUGUGAAAAAAAGAGAAAAAAAAGGAAAGAAAAUAAAGGCUUUCUUUUAGGAGAAAGGGAGGCCACUUUUGCUUCCUCUA